Molecule: messenger RNA, 406 nt
Organism: Strongylus vulgaris
Lineage: Eukaryota; Metazoa; Nematoda; Chromadorea; Rhabditida; Strongylidae
Source: the annotation of a GenBank genome assembly
UUUCAUCGGUGCCAGUACAGUAUUUAUCUACUAUCUUGACGCACUUUCUGGUCCACCUGGUACCGGUUUAGAUUGGUUCCAUUCGUUAUACUUCUCCUACAUGUCAUUCACGACUAUUGGUCUGGGUGAUGUAAUGCCAAACAAUGCUACGUUCGUCCCUAUAGUUUCCAUUAUCUUCUUUCUCGGCCUACCCGUCAUGAAGAUUGUUAACAGAAUGACCUAUUUAACAAUAGAAAAUGGCUCAUUCGGAAUACUCACUGUUAUUGAGAACCGCAUCAACAACUAUUGGGAAAGAAAGCGACCUUCGGCAAGUGGAGUAGAAGUUGGAGUUGGUGAACCUGCGAAAGAAAUGGAAGACAAUGAUGAAGUGAGUCAAGCCUCUCUGCUUAAUGAGAAUCAAAUGUGA